AAAAACUUAUCACAAAAAUCCAAAAGCAGAAAGUCGCAUAAUAUUGUCGCACUAGCACGUCAGGGGGCGCAUCGGGCAUCGCUAUUUCGGCCAAUUCAAUAUGGUUUCGUCGUCAGAUUAGAAUUUAGAAGUGUGUUUAAUUUGUUGUGUCGUUGGUUCUGGUGUGUCUGUUGUGUGAAUCAAGCAGUGUACUUGUGUGUCUUGCUGUUUCGUCUAAUCUGCCCUCAUAACAUCAAAAAUGUGCCUAUAAAAAUAUUAUUAAAUUUGAGGAAGUUUCUUGUAUCUCAUUGCAGUUAUUUUUUUGGUUGCAAUGGCGGUGAUUUGAGGAAAACGCUAUUGGAAAUUGUUUAGUGUAGUUAACCCUUGAGCCCUUUUUGUUUCCUGCUUCCUCUCCCACGCCCUUUCCGAAACGAAAACUAUUGUGUGAAAAUUUUUCGGUAUACAAAGUGUGUUAUAUUGGCUGCAACUUGCAACAUUUUGAAGAGCGUUUAAGAUGGAUUUGACGAGUCUUUUGUUAUUUGGUUUUAUAUCGCUGGUGAUUGGAGCGGUGCUCAUGUUGAUUGUCCAGUACUACAUUUAUAUGCGCUUCUGCGAUUUGCCUGAAGUCAGCAGCGAGCAAAAGGACUUCAAUGAAAAAUAUACACUGCCCGAGGAUAUACAUGAGAAUGCAUCGAAAUUCGAUCCUGAAAGUAAAUCCCCCCUCAUGGCUCUCAACUUGAUAAUGCAAUUCCUGUUCCACGAGUUGAAGCACACAAGCAGGGUACGGAAGUGGUUCUACCGGAAGCUCUCAUUGGAGCUGGAUGAAUUGGUUACGAAGACCACUAUUGGAAAAUUAUUCGAUAAGUUGACGCUCAAAGACCUUGACCUUGGUGAUCAAUUUCCAGAGAUCAAAAUACUAAAUGUACAUGGCUUGGAAAUUCAUGAAACAGAAGGUCGUAUUGAAAACUUAGAUUUGCAAUUGCAUAUAAAGUACAGUGGUAAUUUUCGAAUGGCUGUCGAUGCAGUAAUGGUAUUGGGAAAAAAGGCUUCAUUGACAUUAAAAGUAAAACGGUUAUCUGGAAUGGCUAGAUUACAGUUUACCAGAAAACCCUACACCCACUGGUCACUUAGUUUCAUUGGAGAUCCUGAACUAGAUUUGGGUAUUGAAUCGAAAUUUCAAGGCCGUCACAUGCAAUCAAAUAUCAGUAGCCUAAUAUUAAAUCAAAUACGAAGGGCAGUACGUCGCAAGCACACUUUACCAAAAUACAAGCUCAGAUAUAAGCCUUUCUUUCAAGAAACCGAAGAAGAAGUGGACGUAGACAUUCAGCCAAACGGUUUGUUGGAAGUUAAAAUCUCUGAACUUUCCCGACUGAUGAUUCCCGAUGCCACUAUAACCGAUGUCUAUUGCACCUUAACAAUGGCCUCAUUAGCUUGGGUGGAAGCAAAGCAAAAAGACGACCGAAAUGUUAUUGUUUCUAUAGACGUUGAGAUACAUAAGGCGAAGAAUCAACAAAUUGGUAUUCUAUUCAAACAGGGUGAACACAAUGUUGAAAUAGAAGCAGUCCUUCCGAACACUCCAGCAAUCAAGUCCCAGUUGCGGUCGGGUGAUACCCUGAUAUCUAUAGAAGGGACAAGGGUCAAUUCUAUACAGCAAGUUGCGAAAAUUGUCAAAAGUCUCAGCAAAUCGGUGUUUUUCCUAAGAAUUGAACGUUUGAUACCCGGAAUCAUCCGCAACGAUGCUAUUUUGGAAGAUUUAGAUGUGUACGAAGAUCUCGGAGAGCCAAAACCCUCUUCUUUACCCAAAAUUAUGCCCCAUGCUGAACUGCUAACACCAUCACCACAGGUUACUCCUUCUCCUGGAAAUCCGCUACCACGACAGGUGCGCAGCAAUUCAUCCAGUGAAUCGAGCAUUUCCAGCACGCCUACUAACUCACCCAAAAAGACAAAGCUCAUUGCUAAAGCUAUCAAAAAGACAUUAACUAGGGAAAGCAGUGACACUUUGGUAGUUUCUACUGACGAUGCUAAGAAUAGCGGCAAAAUCAGGGUUCGAGAGGAUUCAAUCAGUAAUUCUCCUCCCGCCCUUAUAGCUUCCCCUCCCCCAUCUGCUCGAACGGAGGCUAUGGAUGUUGAGCAUUAUCAACAACACUCAACUAUAGACUGUUCCACGGAUAAGCUCAACCACAUGGACGAUAUCUGUCGCUUCAAGUUGACUGCAAAUUGCAAAUUUUUGAACUUGUGCGUUUACGGCAAGUGCACUGGGGACAGUGUUCUCUUGGGAUUUUUAAACAUUCCAGUAAAAAGUAUUAUCGGUGAAUGCAUGGAGACAAGCUUAAUUGAGACGAUGAAGACGUUUUAUCUCAUUCCUCCAGUCAAGCAGGAUCUAAAAACUCAUGAGCUAUCGUCUAUGUCAGGAUUUAAUCCUAAUUUAUGUUUCGGUGACAUUCUCAUGGCAUUUUCAUGGGACGGAAACCCUAUUCAGGGUGAGAUUAUGAAGAAACCUUUAAAGGCCAAAAGUUCCUCAGAAAAAUCGGAAGAAAUUGAAAAGUCUGAAGCCACAGCUGCUACUACUAGUGCAGCUGCUGCAACAUCAUCUAAAACGCACAAUUUUGUCCGUACGCAUUUCCAUCGAGCGACACAGUGCGAUUUUUGCGGAAAAAAAAUUUGGCUAAAAGAUGCCGUCCAAUGUCGUGAUUGUUCAAUGACUUGCCAUAAAAAAUGUAUUACAAAAUGUCAAAAUUCGACAGUUUGUGGUCCAGUUGAUUGUUCGGGAGUAUUAAAUAAUAUAACAACACCAACAACAACUACCAUAGUCCAUCAGCAGCAACCUGAAUUUACAGUUACUGAAGCACCGUCAUCUUCAGGACAAAUAAGCAUCGAUGAGCCAUUUGAUGAAGAUCAAAGAUUAUCAACAGCAUCACCAGACUCAAAAAUAACAACAACAGCCACUGAACCAGUUCAUCGUCAAAGUUUGACAGGUCUCAUUGCACAAGGAUUGAAACGUGUGAAUUCGGCAAAUAAUUUGGUUAUUCCAGGGAUAUCGUCAUCAUUGAAUCAGAAUAGUAAAAGCCUCCCACCAAGUCCACAACAUAGUCCAAGCAGAAAACAAUCAUUGGUUUGUCAAGGAGUCAGUCCAUUUAUAAUUGUCACACAAAUACUCGAGUCCAUUCCUAAUGAUCUUGAUAAACUUUCAAUUGAUCAAAUAAACAGCAUCACUGAGCCCAUCAUCAAUAUUGGGCGUGAUGAAGAUGUUAUGACACUAGCAAAGGAUGCUAGCAAGGAGCUUUUCGGUGAUCUUAGCUCUGAAGAAAGAAUGGCCAAAAUCAACGAAUUGCUUACAAAACUUCGAUUGGCCUUGGAUAGUGAGACUUCAAAUCACUCGAAACUAUUAGAAAUCAAUCCAAAUGAAAGUUCAAUUAUUAAAUCAGCAUCACAUGAUACCCACACUCGAACACAAAGUAAUGAAAAAGUCCACGAAACUGAUGCAUCAAUAUCACCAAAUAGUAAAGAAGCACAAGCACGAAAAGCAUUCGAUUUGGGAAGAUCUGAAGAACGAGUUCAAGCCCUGAGUGUCAUAAUGCUUUACUUAUGUACUGGUCUUCAACAUGCCCAAGGCGUAGCAUUCCAAUGAGUUAUAUAACCCAGCCCAUAUAUGUAGGUUAAGCUAAAGCAAAUUUAAACGGAAAACAGACACUCCGCUUCAUAGAAUAAAUAAUAUUUAUUAAACUCAAUAUACUAUAUUAUAAUAUUUAUGAAUUUUUACUCACCAAAAACUCUCACAAGGAAAUAAAAACAUAUAAAAUUAUUGUCUAAAACUCACACAUUUAUUAAUGUUAGAUUAAUAAGAGUAAUAUUGUCGAAUAUACUAUACAAAAAAUAAAACAAAAUGAAUGUAAAAUGUGGUAUGUAAUGGUAAUAUUUAGUAAAAUUUUAUUAUAUUGUAUGAUUCAUGAUAAAAAAAAAUAUAUAGUUACAAAAAAUUGUUUGCCUUUACAGAAUUUAUAUCAAUUAUUUUUAUGAACACUGAUGAAAACGAUGGAUUUAGGUUUUAAGUGCAAAAAGGAACGAAAUCUGCUAUAGUAUUUACAUAAUAGUAUGUAGUUAAUUAUAAUUAUUAUUAAAUUAAAUUAUAUUUUUAUCUCGGGUAAAUAAUUAUUUAAAAAAGCAUACUUACAUACAUAUUAUUAUAAUAAGUUUGGUUUCAACCUGAGAUUAGUAUAAAAUAAAAAAAAUCUUGUUUUAAAUAAAUUAAAUUUUAAUUUUAAUUUA
Messenger RNA from Eupeodes corollae, 4245 nucleotides. RefSeq names its product PDZ domain-containing protein 8 (gene Pdzd8). Gene Ontology annotation, molecular function: protein binding; lipid binding. The coding region runs from base 494 to 3607 and encodes 1037 amino acids. The transcript has 8 exons. Lineage: Eukaryota; Metazoa; Arthropoda; Insecta; Diptera; Syrphidae. The record is from RefSeq and is a predicted model, not a curated record. Gene Ontology annotation, biological process: mitochondrial calcium ion homeostasis. Gene Ontology annotation, cellular component: mitochondria-associated endoplasmic reticulum membrane contact site.